ACGGACAGGUUCUCAGAUCCAUACUGGUGCCUCAACGAUGUCAGCCAUUCGCUCCUUUGACUGUAAAUACCAACUCACAUAGUUCGGCCCCUGUGCCACACUCUCCCGCAUCGCCCUCUCCUCGUACCCCCAAACAGGAGUCCAAUGCAACGAGCAAGCAGGAACAAGAAGCUCUCAGAAGUCCCAUCAGCCCCACUUCCGCCAAUCAAAAGACAUCUCUACCGGUGACUUCUGCGUCCCCUCUCUCCUUAUGGCACUUCCUCAGUGAUCUUCCUUCCCGCGUCCAUGGACCACGCCAAAACUUGUAUCUCCUGGCAUUCUAUUUCUGUAUCGCCACUUUGAUCACCUUUCUGCCGUUUACCUAUCAUUUCGUUUGGUACAUUGAUACUCCCCGGAUCGAAUUUGUCGCUACGCUAUAUCUGGCAGCAGUAUUACAGGAUAGCAAGAACGUCCCGGGUUUAAGCAAUAAGGAAAAGGUGAAUAUUCUCUUUAUCUAUUAUUCUGCUUGUGCUGAGCUUUCACUAGCGCCAAAGAGGUAUUCCCUCUUUCCAAAGGCUAGUCAAUCUUCGAUGGCUUGUGUCUUUCUGGGAACUCAAAUGAUUUGGAGUACUGAAGCCGCUUAUGCCUCAAACAGCGUCACCGUUUCUUCAUUCGCUUGGACUUUCAAAGGCACAGACUGCAAUUGUCUUUUUGGCGGCUCCUCUUUCUGGCCUUCUGGUUCAGCCAUUGAUUGGGGCACUAGCAGACCAUUCAAAAUCAAGAUUUGGCCGUCGACGACCAUUCAUGCUAAUAGGUUCAAUUUUGUGCGCACUCUCCUUACUAGGCCUAGCGUGGUCGACCACUAUAGCAAAGGUACUUGGUGA
Molecule: messenger RNA, 863 nt
Organism: Acaulospora colombiana
Lineage: Eukaryota; Fungi; Glomeromycota; Glomeromycetes; Diversisporales; Acaulosporaceae
Source: the annotation of a GenBank genome assembly